GUUUUAUAUCUCAAAUGUUGAGUGUUUCCUCAUAUUAAUCAUAACAUUGACUGACAUAAACCAAUACUAAUAAACAGCAGAACUGAAUAGAACCCAUUACAGUUAUAAAGCUUCAUAAUUUCUAUCAGUAUAUCAAUAAAAUUGUUUAUACAUCGAAUAUUGAUUGUUUUUUUUAAUACGAUAAAUGGUUAAUUAAGAUUUUUAACAUUUUUCUAUAAAACAAAUAAAGUUUUUUUUGUUACGGAACUAUAAUUUUGUGCGGGUUUUUAAAAUUCUUGUACCUAAAACGUUUAAAUAGUUGAUGUGUAAAAUAGCAAUAUGAGGCUUACGAGAAGAUGUUUAGGAAAUCUGGGGACCAUGACGAAGAUGUUGGACUUUUAUUCUCAGUUCAACCCUUCUCCACUUUCUAUAAAACAAUUCAUUGAUUUUGGCCUGAGUGCAUGUGAAAGAAAAUCAUUUAUCUUUUUACGAAAAGAACUUCCGGUUCGAUUAGCAAAUAUUAUGAAAGAAAUCCAUUUGCUACCAGAAAAUUUAUUAAGAACCCCUAGUGUUGGGGUUGUUAACAAUUUGUAUAUAACAUCUUUUGAAGAAAUUAUACAUUUUGAAAAAGCUGAUGUCAAUAACACAACUUUGGACAAAUUCUGUCAAGCUCUCAUCAAAAUAAGAAACAGGCAUACUGACGUAGUAGAAACUAUGGCGAGGGGUGUUUUAGAAUUGAAGGAAUCACAUGACGUAGAUGUCCAAACAGAAAACAGUAUUCAGUACUUUCUAGAUAGAUUUUUUAUGUCUAGGGUGUCGAUUCGAAUGCUUAUAAAUCAACACACGCUACUUUUUGGCGGCGAAUUAAAUGGACAUAACAGACAUGUAGGUUGUAUAGAUCCAUUAUGCGACGUUAUAGGCGUCGUAAAGGACGCAUACGAAAACGCACGAUUUUUAUGUGAUAGAUAUUAUCUAGCUAGUCCAGAGCUGAUAGUCAAACAACAUAAUGCUCUCCUUCUUACAGAACAAGAAAAUGGAAACCAAAUCAGAAUUGUGUACGUUCCAAGCCAUUUGCAUCAUAUGCUUUUUGAACUUUUUAAAAACAGCAUGAGAGCUGUUAUGGAGCACCAUGAAUCUGAAGUAUCUGAAUAUCCUCCGAUUAAAGUUACUGUUGUAAGAGGAAAAGAAGAUAUUUGUGUGAAGGUAUCUGAUCGAGGUGGAGGUAUUCCUCGCUCUCAAACGGAACAUUUAUUUAAAUACAUGUACAGUACUGCUCCUCAACCAAGUCCUUCUGAAAAUCAUACUGUUCCUCUUGCUGGAUACGGCUACGGGCUUCCAUUAUCGAGAUUGUAUGCUAGAUAUUUUCAUGGUGAUUUGAUUCUUUUAAGCUGCGAAGGAUAUGGAACAGACGCUGUUAUUUAUUUAAAGGCAUUAUCCAACGAGGCGAAUGAACUUUUGCCUAUAUUUAACAAGACGUCCUGCAAAUUUUAUAGAACCCCGGUGUCCACUGCGGAUUGGAGCAGUCAAUGUGGCGGAAGUAUGGCCACAAGACAAUUAAAUUUAAGUCAAAAUCAAGGACACAGACUUCCUCAAGGAAUACAAGUCGGCCAAUGCUAGCAGGAAUAUUUUGAAAUAGAUGAGGGGUUUAAACUCUUCAAAUAACUGUUUUGAGACUCUUCACAAAUGAAAUGGCUAUGAAAUUAUUAUUUUAUUUUUAUCGCUGCCUGAGUAAUAUUUUAUUCAGUAAUGAAAACGGUUAAUAAAAUUAUAUUUCAAAAGUUAUCAAUUCAUGUGCUCUUUUAUGUAUGAAGCUUUAAGUGUGUAUUCUAAAUUACACCAUGCAGAAUAUUAAUUCACCUUAAAUGUAAUUUUUUUUUAGUAAAAAAAAAACUUAAAAUAACAGCGCAAUGGUUACAAAAUUAUUUUAUUAAACUUAUUUUAAGUAUUUUAUGGAAGCUUCUUUAAUUUUUAAUAAAACCGACCUAACACCUGUAACAUGAAAAAUGAAUUCCACUAAAAAAAACAACUGUGAUUUGAUAAGUAAUGUUAUUUUAGCUAAUAGUCAAAUAUUUUUGUUAUUAUUAUAAGACACAAUGCGCCUGUUUAGACGACGUGGAAAUCUACAUUUUUAUGUAGGCAACAUAAUUAAUUGGUUUGUAAAGAUAUGUAAACUCCGUCUAAAAUUAUGAAUCAUGAUGUGUUAUGUUACAUUUUAUAUGAUGUAACAUAAUAUUGCAAGAAUUAGUACAAUUCAUAUCUUUGUACCAUUUUUAACUUAGGAAAAUGAAGUUUUCUUAAAAUUGGAUGUUUUAAAAAUCAAAUUGUAUUUCCUACUUUUGGUAUAAUGUAUAUUAGUCUAGUUUUUUUAAGUAUAUAUAUAUAUAUAUAUAUAUAUAUAUAUAUAUAUAUAUAUAUAUAUAUUAUCAGUCUAUGUAGCAUAUAAAUAGUAAUUUUUUUCUUUUUAUCAAACUGGAACAAUUUCAAAAGAAUAGAUAAAAAUUAAGCCCACAUAGCUCAUCAUCUAGACACAAUUUUGUACCAAUGUUUCUGUAACGUUAAUUAAAUCUGAAAACCUAAAAUGAAGCAAUAUGUUGGCUACAUGUUGUGCUACUUAGACAGUUUCUAAAACAAUAAUGAAAUGCGUUGUCUUAUGUAACUAAUAAUUCUGUUUAAUUAAAUGUUUUUUUGUCAAAUUUUUAAAAUAAAUAUAUAUGUUAUAUAUAAUGGCUCAUGAGCCUAUUUCAUGACUAUUUUGAUGUAUAAGAAAUAGGUUCACUGAAAAUAAAAUCUCAUUUAUUAAUUAAAACUUUGUAAAAAUAAAAUUUUAUUUUAUACCAA
This is a messenger RNA of Leptopilina heterotoma, 2817 nucleotides long. It is a transcript of the gene Pdk, whose product is annotated as pyruvate dehydrogenase (acetyl-transferring) kinase, mitochondrial. Gene Ontology annotation, biological process: regulation of glucose metabolic process; protein phosphorylation. The record is from RefSeq and is a predicted model, not a curated record. Gene Ontology annotation, molecular function: pyruvate dehydrogenase (acetyl-transferring) kinase activity. The coding region runs from base 319 to 1596 and encodes 425 amino acids. Gene Ontology annotation, cellular component: mitochondrion. NCBI's taxonomy places the organism in Eukaryota, Metazoa, Arthropoda, Insecta, Hymenoptera, Figitidae. The transcript has 7 exons.